AUGGGUAAGAGCGAGGAAAUUGAUGUCGCGCCGACACCAUCGCAUCAUCAUCAUGAAGUUGCUGGGCUCCAUCAUGCGGAGAAAGCGUGGGCUACGAGAGAACCUUAUGGGCCGGCUGGCUUCAGAGGUCUCUUCGCGAAUCAUUUCGUCGCUCUGUGUUCGGCCUUUGCAACUAUUGGCGGGCUCUUGUUUGGCUACGACCAGGGUGUGAUCUCAGUCAUUCUUGUGACAGAUCAAUUUCUCAACCGGUUCCCGCGCGUCUCGGAGACGGCUUCCGGGGCCGGCUUUUGGAAGGGCCUGAUUACAGCCAUGCUCGAGUUGGGUGCGCUCCUCGGCGCACUGUUCGCAGGUUGGUUGGCGGACAAGCUCUCCAGGAAGCGGUCAAUCGCCGUUGCUGUUGUGGUGUUUACGGUCGGGAGUAUUCUGCAGACCGCGGCUAUGGAGUAUGCGAUGCUCACAGUCGGACGGCUAAUAGGAGGAAUGGGUAUAGGAAUGUUAGCCAUGGUAUCACCUCUCUACAUUUCCGAGAUCGCUCCACCAGAAAUCCGCGGCGCGUUGCUCGUCCUUCAAGAGUUCAGCAUCGUUCUUGGUAUCGUUAUCGCUUUCUGGAUUACCUACGGCACUCGCUACAUGCGCAGCGAAUGGUCAUGGCGCCUUCCCUUCCUCAUCCAAAUGAUCCCCGGACUGGUCCUCGGUGCCGGGAUCCUCUUCUUGCCGUACUCUCCGCGCUGGCUCUCGAGCAAAGGCCGCGACAAAGAGGCGCUUGAAGUGCUCUCCGAGCUGCGCCGUCUACCACCCACUGACUCCCGCGUGCAGCAAGAGUGGUGCGAAAUCCGUGCCGAAGUCACCUUCAAGCAGGAGGUAAGCCGCGAGCGUCACCCGCACCUGCAGAAGCCUACGAGAGCGAAUCGCAUCAAGCUUGAAAUCGUCGCCUGGACGGACUGCUUCAAACAUGGAUGCUGGAGACGCACGCUUGUUGGCGUUUCCAUAAUGUUCUUCCAGCAAUUUGUUGGAAUCAAUGCCCUGAUUUACUACUCUCCUUCGCUAUUUAAGACGCUCGGCCAGGACUACGAUAUGCAACUUCUCCUUUCCGGAGUCAUAAAUAUAACCCAGCUCGUCGGUGUCGUUACUUCGCUCUGGACGAUGGACCAUUUUGGCCGACGACCCCUCCUGCUUGUGGGCGCUGGACUGAUGUUCAUUUCGCACCUCAUCAUCGCAGUUCUGGUUGGCAAGUUUGAUAACAGCUGGAGCAGCCACGCGACCGAAGGCUGGGUCGCGGUGGCCCUUUUGUUCUUCUAUAUGCUGAGCUUUGGCGCGACUUGGGGCCCAGUUCCUUGGGCAAUGCCUUCGGAAAUUUUCCCUUCGUCAUUGCGAGCGAAGGGUGUUGCUCUUUCGACGUGCUCAAAUUGGCUCAACAACUUCAUUAUCGGCCUCAUCACACCGCCGCUCGUCCAAAAUACCGGAUACGGCGCAUACACAUUCUUCGCGGUCUUCUGUCUUCUGGCAUUCGUCUUCACGUUCUUCUUCAUUCCUGAGACAGCCGGUAGGAGCUUGGAGCAGAUGGAUCAGGUGUUCAAGGAUGUUAGCAGCGAGGCUGAGGAAGCACGGAAGGCGAGGAUUGAGCGGGAGAUUCUUGAAGGGAAUAGGGAUGCUGUUGCGCCGUCCCCCUGAGCGGGAUAAGGUGCUUUGGGGGGCAUGGAGCGCUUCAGCGGCUGGUGCACAUCUUACUGGGCUGUGCAAAAUCCGCUGAAGGCCUUCAGGGUGAGCUUUAAGGCGGUUAG
Messenger RNA from Trematosphaeria pertusa, 1781 nucleotides. Its product is annotated as general substrate transporter. Gene Ontology annotation, molecular function: carbohydrate:proton symporter activity. Gene Ontology annotation, biological process: transmembrane transport; carbohydrate transport. Gene Ontology annotation, cellular component: membrane. NCBI's taxonomy places the organism in Eukaryota, Fungi, Ascomycota, Dothideomycetes, Pleosporales, Trematosphaeriaceae. The transcript has 5 exons. The coding region runs from base 1 to 1671 and encodes 556 amino acids. The record is from RefSeq and is a predicted model, not a curated record.